AAAUCAAAAUCAUCGCUUUCACGAUCUGUCUCCGAAGCUUUUCUUCUUCUUCUUCUUCUUCUUCUUCUUCCCCAAAAAUACGAUCUUGCGCCGUAGAGAGAGAGUGUGUGUCUGUGUCAGUGUGCGCGAAGAGACAGAGAUUCUAGAGGGAGAGAGAGAGAGAGGGGGGGUGGGUUGAAGCUAAAGGCUGAAGCUGAAGCUGAAGCUCAGUUCAGUUCAGCAAUGGCGGGUCUGAUGUACCACCUCUUCUCCUCCACGUCCCUCCUCUCCCUCGGCCUCUUCCACCUCGUCUCCUCCGCCCGGUCCCACCUCAAAUCCCCUCAGUCCUACUCCGCCCGCCCUUACCAUCCCUUGCCCUUCAACGACCACCACCACCGCCCCUUCGUCCGCAACCUCCAGCUGUACCUUCUCGUCUUCUUCCUCCUCGUCGCCGCCGCCAUCCACGCUGUCUCCUCCUCCACCUACGACCCCCUCCUCAAGGGCCACUCCGCCGUCCACCGCUUCACCUCCCUCCACUCCUCCGCCGUCCUGCUCCUCUUCCUCCUCCUCCCCCUCUCCAUCCUCCUCUCCGACUCCCUCCCCUCCCUUCUCCCCCCCUUCCCCCCCGAUCUUGCCUUCGCCCUCGCCUCCGCUGCCUUCUACCUCCUGUCCUCCGCCUCCUCCUCCUCCGCCGCUGCCCAGACCUCCGAUCUCGAGGCCAAGUGCGACUCUCUCUCCUCCCUCAUCUCCGCCCUCUCCUCCCUCCUCUGCCUCGCCCUCGCCGUUAACCCCAAGCUCUUCGUCGCCGAUUUGGGCCUCGGCGCCUCCGUCUGUCUCCAGGGCCUCUGGGUACUCCAGACCGGGCUCUCCCUCUACGUCGAGGCCUUCAUCCCUGAAGGCUGCCACCGGUUGCUCGACGUUGCCAAAGGGGUUGAAGGGUCCACCAAGUGCGACCUCGAAGAAUCCAAGCUCAGGGCCACCGCGAUAUUGGAUCUUGUUUUCACCAUCCACGUCAUGUUUGUUGUGAUCAUCGUGCUGGUGAUCUACGCAGCCGUUGCGAAGAGUGUCGGAGUUCGGAGAUUGGGAUCGUAUGAACCUCUGCCCACAAUUGUCGACAGAGACAGGGAGACCAACAGCCACAUUCAGAUGAAGUCUUUGACUGGGACUCAGGCUUGAUGAUUUCUUUCCCUCCCUUCAUGGUUCCCUACUCUUGUUUGUUCGAAUUGUCUUCUGGUAGCUGAUCUUCGAUGAGCUUCAUUUUAAUUUGUUUCAUCUCCGCAAAUUUUUGGUCAGUGUAACUGUGUAGACUUUAGGAAGGAAGGUCUUAUUGUAUACAAAAAGAAAAAAAAAAAAAAAACCUUUUUCAAUCAUGGUAGUUGAAGCAUCUGUUCCGUUCUCUCCUAUGAUGUUGUUGUUACAGUAGCUUGAUCAUGAUUGGAUGACUAUAACAUAGUACCACUUCCCAGUUCGGGCUACUGGCUCUUCAUUGCAAGAGGACAUGAACUUUAGUCCCAGUUAUGGAUUGUGGUCCAAACUCAAUACUAGUGCUGUGGAUUGUGAUCUCUAAUGAAUGCUAUAGUUUCUGCUUGUUCGAAACCUA
Messenger RNA from Punica granatum (pomegranate), 1579 nucleotides. The record is from RefSeq and is a predicted model, not a curated record. Lineage: Eukaryota; Viridiplantae; Streptophyta; Magnoliopsida; Myrtales; Lythraceae.